CCACUCACCUUACCCAUGAGCACUAAUUGGUAAGUAACCCUUCAUUCUUCGAAACGGAACCCUGAAUCAGUGUAAUUCCGAUGACGUGCCAUUGGCUAGCCAACCGAGGCUUUGGCAUGUCGGAAUGGCCAGUACAUGUCAGAUGGGCCUUGAGCAGCAGCAGGCUUUGAUCGAGAACAAAACAAGGCAGCGAGCGGCAUAGUGGAAUGAUUAGCCUGCAGCGAUCGACUUCGCCAAGCAGUGGCAUUAUCCUCCGUCUGCCCCUGGCCUCAAUUUCAACGACAUCUCUCGAACACGCCCGGUUCAUAACUGGAGCAGACAAUGCUGGUUGCACGUUUGCCAAAUAGGGUUGUGUGCGGAGGGUUGCUUCAACAACGGGGAACGCGAACAUAUGCCUAAGAACCAAGACGUGACGGCCCUGCAAAGCAACGCUCUUAUGGACAGCCAUCAUGUCAUCCCAGGGUGCCGGCCGAGGAGCCAGGAGAUGUCCUAUCUCACCACAUGGGCCGUCGAGUAUGGAUGGUGGUUUCAGUUUCGCAUGAAUCCCGCACAUCCCGGUCAACUUCCGCGCCGAACAGCUGCGAUCGGUUCCCCAUUAUUAGACUUUCUACUGUCGUACGGCAAACCAGAGAAAUCCUCGACGUAGCCGCCUUUCAUCGCAUCUCUUUUCCCGACUUCAGAUGAUGGAUCUUGCUAUUCCUCUUCGGUAUCAACCGACGACAUCGACUCCAUUACUCGGCGAAUCCUGCUGACGGACUCUGGAUGCAGUAUGGGGGACUGACAUGCCACCAGUGUCACCCCGGAAUUUCGGCAUCACGACGAGGGCGUUCCUGGGGACAGGGGUCUCAUACCCGACUGACAGUGUUUCGGGAGCCAAGCAUACGGCCAUCUCGGCCGCCUCCCGCUCCCUAAGGGACAGUGUCCGGGAAAAAGCCUUUGUUUUGCGGGAGACGUGAAUGAUCGACUGUCGCAGGUCGCCUAUGGAUGGAUACGCCGUUCUGAGAGGCAGCCUUUACAGCGGUUCCUUGGGCGAAAAGUCAAACGAUGCUGCCUCUGGUGGUUACGUCAAGCCCCUGUGUCAAUGAUUCGGGAAGUGGGAUUUCAGUCUCUCUGUUGCGAUUCGCCAUUGCGUAGUUAGUGAUGCGACUCGCGGCGGAGCAUUCGAGCAUUUCGAAACCGUUUCCUAGGUCGAUCUAUGCGUUACCUCAGUGGGAAGCGAACUUGGCGAAAGCUUGGUUUGCUUAUUUCUCCGGGGCCCUCCGCACUCCCAGGCCGUUUGUUUGGGUUCCUUGGUUGUCCGAGUAUUGUCGUCCUUCGAGUCUUAUUGUGUUUUGUAGAGCUCCGUGAGCUUUCCUCCUGGUUCCAUUCCUUCGCCGGGACAUUCCCUUCUCUGGGUGACCAUGCGGUUCACCAACUCAGCUGCGGUCGCAGCAGUUAUUCCCUUCGCGGCCCGUCUGGUGGAUGCGGCGCCAUCAAAAAUGGAAAUCGCUACCCUGGGCGGUGCGGCCUUUCGAAUCGAGCAGGUUCCCAACCCUGAUUUCUACUACGGGUCGCGACGAGGGCCCAUCGCUUUGGCCAGAGCCUACUCUAAGUUCGGACAGCAGAUCCCGGACGAUCUUCUCUCCCUUAUCGACCAGAUUCUCGACGACCUCGGGCUUUUGAAGGGGGGUAAAGGUGUACACAAGGGAGGUAAAGGGAAAGGAAAAGGGAAGGGCAAAGGAGGCAAAGGAGGCAAAGGAGGCAAAGGAGGCAAAGGAGGCAAAGGGGGUCAAGAUGUGGGAGCUGGAGGCUCGAAAGGCAACGGUACGGCCGCGGCACCCGGGGGAGGUGGAGGAAGUGAGGGAAAUGGCACGAAGACCCCUCCCAGUGGGGAGGUCGCGGCGAUCCCAGCCGAGUUCGACAGCCAGUAUCUCUGUCCCGUGCAGAUCGGCACCCCGCCUCAGACGCUGAACCUCAACUUCGACACCGGGUCGUCGGACCUUUGGGUUUUCAGCAGCGAGACGCCCAUAACCCAGGUGGCCGGGCAAGCCAUAUACAACAUCAGCGCCAGCUCGAGCGCCAAGAACUUGCAGGGGGCGUCGUGGUCCAUUUCCUACGGGGACGGUAGCUCGUCGCGAGGCAACGUCUACAUGGACACCGUCACCAUUGGAGGCGUGACCGUCGAGAAUCAGGCCGUUGAGUCGGCGAACCAGGUAUCGGCGUCCUUCUCGAGGAACAAGAACCAGUCUGGGCUGGUCGGCCUUGCCUUUGGCAACAUCAACACCGUGCAGCCUGCGAAGCAGAAGACCUUCUUCGAGAACGCCAUGAACAACCUCGCGAUGCCUCUUUUCACGGCAAACCUCAAAAAGUCGGCAGCCGGUAACUACAACUUUGGCUUCCUGGAUCCCACCGAGUUCACAGGUGAAAUCAAUUUUGUCCCUGCCAACACGACAGCCGGUUUCUGGCAAUUCACCGCGCAGGGCUUCGCCGUCGGCUCCAACGGCAGCGCGCCGACGUCGGCGCCGCACGAGGCCAUUGCCGACACAGGCACGACGCUGAUGCUUCUUCCCGAUGCUAUCGUGUCGGCGUAUUACCAGCGGAUCGCCAGCGCAAAGUUCGAUUCGACCAACGGCGGCUUCGUGUUCAACUGCGGGGACCAGAUCCCCUCCUUCACGGUCGACCUUGGGACUUACAAGGCCGUUGUCCCCGGGGAAUUUAUGAAGUUUGCGCCGGUGGACGGGGAGACCAUUGAGACGUCGACGACGUGCUUUGGCGGGAUCCAGAGCGCCGCGGCGCUGCCGUUUGCAAUCUACGGGGAUGUGUUUCUCAAGUCACAAUACGUCGUAUUCCACGGGGGGAACAGCCAGCUUGGGUUUGCGAAUAAACCUUUGUGAUAGACGCGGGUCGUU
Messenger RNA from Colletotrichum destructivum, 2888 nucleotides. RefSeq names its product Putative aspartic peptidase A1 family, aspartic peptidase, active. Gene Ontology annotation, molecular function: aspartic-type endopeptidase activity. NCBI's taxonomy places the organism in Eukaryota, Fungi, Ascomycota, Sordariomycetes, Glomerellales, Glomerellaceae. Gene Ontology annotation, biological process: proteolysis. The transcript is spliced from 3 exons. The record is from RefSeq and is a predicted model, not a curated record. The coding region runs from base 1401 to 2873 and encodes 490 amino acids.